AUGCCUACAGAGAGCCUGACUACAGAUACUGAAACGCCUGCAGAAAGUCAGCCUGUUAACAUUGAAGUGCCCACUGCAGAGAGCCUGACCACAGAAACUGAAAAACCCGCAGAAAGUCAGCCUGUUAACAUUGAAAUGCCUACUGCAGAGAGCCUGACCACAGAAACUGAAAAACCCGCAGAAAGUCAGCCUGUUAACAUUGAAAUGCCUACUGCAGAGAGCCUGACCACAGAAACUGAAAAACCCGCAGAAAGUCAGCCUGUUAACAUUGAAAUGCCUACUGCAGAGAGCCUGACCACAGAAACUGAAAAACCCGCAGAAAGUCAACCAGUUAACAUUGAAAUGCCUUCAGACAGUCAGCCUUUUGACACUGAAAUGCCUUCAGAGAGCUUGCCCGCGGAGACUGAAGCGCCCGCAGAAAGUCAGCCUGUUAACAUGGAAAUGCCUACAGAGAGCCUGACCGCAGAUACUGAAACGCCCGCAGAAAGUCAGCCUGUUAACAUUGAAAUGCCUACAGAGAGCCUGACCGCGGAUACUGAAUCACCUACAGAAGGCCUGCCCGCCGAUAUUGAACUGUCUGUAGAGAAUGUGCCUGACGAAAUCCUUAGUAAGACUCAGCCUGUUGACAGCAAAAUUUAUGAAAAUCAGUCGGAUGUUAACUCGUCAAUUUCACAUUCGAGGUUACCUUUUCCUGAUGUAUCUAAGAAGUUUUAUUUUCGAGAAGGCAGGCGCUGGGCAAGGAACGAAACGCGUAACAAAGUGCGUGACGCUACACCCAUGAAAAGCAGCAAGAAUGGAUUAAACGUUAUUAGGAGAGGGAGUGUGUCUGGUUCCCUUCCUGAAAAUAUUGCGCACUUGAGGAAGGAAUUAAAACGUGAGAAAGACGGACACAAACGAGCCGUUAAAUACGGAGUGAUAAAGGUAGCCGUUAAGCUCAAGGCAUCAAUUGUAUUGUCCACGCGGGAAGCAGCUCUGUUGUACACUUCUGAAAAAAAUAGGAUUCUGAACAUCCAAGACACUGAGUCAAGCUACAGGGCUAGUGAUACUUAUAAGAUUCUCUCCAAUUACUUGAAUGUAGCCCAACUUUACGUUUUCGGUGUUGCUUAUUUGUUUGAGGCACAAGGUAGAGACUUAAACCAGAUAAGCCAGGCUAUCUUCUCCUUGAUGUCUCGAUUCCAGGACAGAACGAGCAACGAGAAAGCCUUACUGGCACUUGCCCCUUCUUAUCGUAUUGUUCAGCAACUGCUUACAAGUAAACGCGAUCGGGAUACACUUGACGUCCUCCUUUCUAAAAUCACCAGCAAAGGAACAGUCUUAAAACUCCGAGGUACAAAGUUCAAGAGUUCUCUUACAACGCAAGCGGCGAAAUUAAAUGAAGACAUUGUACAGUAUAAAAACAUAGCAAGAGAGGCAUUGACAGUUAGGAAUGACAUGACCAACCAGCAGCAACAAAAGUUCUACCGUUUGUUACUUAGGCGAUUAAAAACGAAGCAAUUAAAAUCGCGUAUCUCGCAAGGCAGAGGUCGAAAAUUAAAAUGCGAAGAGUUUCCCGAGUUACCUGCACUUCUUGAGUUUGCAUUUGGAGACGGGGAUAGGCUUCAAAGAAGUGAAGGAGGACUAGAAGCUCAUUCAAAACUGUACAACGAGACAAUGUACAAGGCAAGUGAUAAUACGACUGUCAUGAGAGAAGCACUGGAUCUCGUACGUUGCCUUGCGCCAGAAGAUUUUAAGAUUAGUUUGUCUUGCCUAUACACUUACACCAUGAAUUAUAAGCAAGGAACGGCGCAAGCCAAGAGACAUCACCACGGGACUAACGUUAAUGCUAAAAUAUCUCUACACACUGCACCCUCAACAGGCGAAAUUAAGAAACCGGUAAAUGCACACUGGACGACUUCGUAUGUUAACUUUCUGUGUGACGUUGCACAUCAGAACUCAGACAGUUACCUCCUUGAUUCCAAAGACGCAAAAUGUAUUGUUGUCGGCGACAUUCCUCCUGUGUUAAAACCAGGUCGGCUAUGGAAAAGAGAGGUAUAUCCAGAUCACACAUUCGAUCAGUCCAGAAAUAAUGCUGUGACACCAGUUUCACAUCUUUUUGUUGAGACCAAGAUAACAGCACCUCCACCUCUGUCCGAAGGAUGCUUUAGCGUCCCCGAUACUUCUGCAUCGAUCCUUGUUACCCGCACUGGGAAAGCAAUGACAAUUGUUAAUUUAUCUUUUUACGAACCAGAAACAGUUCUUCGAGUAUUCAAUGAUAUUUUCUUGCUAAUGAGUCACAGCGAAUUGACAGAAUUCUUUAAAAAUCCUAAAACUGGUCAGUUAAAAGAAGUGUUUGCUUUUGUUGUUGACAAUGGUCCAUCGGAGGCACCAGCCAAUCUGCAAGUACAGAUGCUGUUGGUUCGGCUUCUGAAGUUUCUCAAUCUUGACAAAGCUACACAAAGAUCUUUUGCUGAGUACUUAAGUAAAAGAAAUUUUGUGGAGAGGGUGCAUGCCGUGGAAAAUACUUCUUUUUCCAGACAUGGAGUGUUCAGGGCACAUAAAAUCCACAAGCAUGCGGAUACUGGUUCACCUCAGCACAAGGAAAAUAUGGAGGCAAUGGCCGAAGACGUUGUCAAUAGUCUGAAAGGUUCGACUUUUGGCGGCAAACCGAUUUAUCCUCUGAGAGGAUCAGGAGACUCUUUGGUGUUUGAUGACGAAAAUCGGUUGAAAGAAUUCGUUCAACUGACCGACCAAAGAAAGGGCCAAUGUCGAGAAGGUUAUUCUCCGAAUAAGAAUAACGUCUUUCGCUAUUUGGUGAAGAACUGGGGUGUCGACGAAGAGUUUAGGGGCAGCUAUGUGGACGAUUAUGAUACCCUUACGAACGUACAGACCGCCACUAGAGACCACUACUCUGUUUCAGUUUUUCGCAAAGACGAGAAAUGGCGAGGAAAACCUAUGGAGAGAUUUGAAAGGAGGCCUUUACCAGACCUUGUUACAUGGGAAGAAAGUGGAAAAUUUCAUUAUUUACCUUUCGAAUUGCGUGCAAACUUACUGCAAGGGCCUUGGGACGAGCUCCCUGAACUGUUCUUGCCAUCAAGGGUGCUUGAUUUAGCGUUCAGAGUUUUUCGGAAACCGGAACCUGCUCUGCUAAAACAGGUAGCCUUUCUUGCCUGGGUUUCUGACCAAGAGGCGGAUAACUACUUCAAGGAAAGUGAGCGAUUAGUUCAAGAAACUCUAAAUGAUGAUGUAGUUAAGGAGAAGUGGGUUCACCACAAAUUAUUCACUUCCAAUACUAAGCAAGAGCUUGAGGCCAUGUGCGUUGCUAAAGGGAUAAGCUCUGUCGGAAAGAAGCAUGAGUUGGUUGCAAAAUUGGCGGAAGAAAAAGAUGCAGAUCGC
Molecule: messenger RNA, 3372 nt
Organism: Porites lobata
Lineage: Eukaryota; Metazoa; Cnidaria; Anthozoa; Scleractinia; Poritidae
Source: the annotation of a GenBank genome assembly